This is a messenger RNA of Alosa sapidissima (American shad), 2707 nucleotides long. RefSeq names its product interleukin 34 (gene il34). Gene Ontology annotation, molecular function: macrophage colony-stimulating factor receptor binding; cytokine activity. The coding region runs from base 380 to 1003 and encodes 207 amino acids. The transcript is spliced from 8 exons. Gene Ontology annotation, biological process: positive regulation of macrophage differentiation; positive regulation of monocyte differentiation; positive regulation of protein phosphorylation. The record is from RefSeq and is a predicted model, not a curated record. NCBI's taxonomy places the organism in Eukaryota, Metazoa, Chordata, Actinopteri, Clupeiformes, Clupeidae.
UAGGAGGAUGGAGUGCAACUAGUAAUGGUUUAUGGGGGCGUUGCGGCGGGACAGCUUGCCGCAGAGGGGAUGAAGGUGGAGUUGGGAAUUUCCAACCCUUCAGGAAUCUUUGACAGAAGAGCUAGCAUACAUGUAAUGUGACGACCAAGCAUGCCUCAGACACGUUGCUGCUGAAGAUCUAACCCAAAUCGCCGAACUCUUUGGUUUAAACAGUCGCCUUAAGGAUGUAUUUCUGAAUGAUAUUUCACUGUCGGUGUCUGCAGAGGCUGCAGGGAAGAGAGAGGCAGUAGGGGCCUGGCAAACUGUUGCGCUGAAAGGGAACAAGCAGUCCCCAGCAUCCCCAAGGACAACCUGCUGAGAGAAGAACAUCACUGGAAGUAUGGCCCGGUCAGGAGCAUGGAUCCUUGGCUGGUUGUUUGGUCUGGUUUUGACACAGUCUGUGUCAACAACGGAGAUACUAUGCGGUGCUGUGAAAGUGGUGAAUGACAGCCUCGUUUUAAAACAAAGAGUACACUUCAUGAGGCACAACAUGCCCAUUAAUUUUACCAUUAAAGUCCAUUAUGAAGAGAUCUUCAAGCUGAGGAAUGUCAGCAGACUGAGGAGGAACUUACAGGACCAAGGCCUGCUAGAUAUAGACCUGCAGGAGACGUGGCUCAGGGUAAACCUGGGGGUUCUGAAGAAGAUCAGGAGUGUUCUGCCCAGGAAUCAUCCCUCCUACAACUACACGGUUGGGCUGGAGGAACUCUUCCUCAACGUGGGGGUGAUCGUACAAGAGUUAUACGACCAGAGGGAACCACCAGAACGAAUACAAAACAUCUGGGAAGCUUUAGCGAGCCCCUUGGGAAAGCAGAGGACGGAGGCCACACCGAAAUCCCUGCUGGACAACUGUUACCACACAAUGAUGUGUGUCUUCCAAAGUUGCUUCCCUUCUGUAGACUACUGUCAACGAUCUUACUGGAGAAACGAGAAGAAGGCCCAGAACCAAGGACUUACUCAAAACUAAGAAAAACAGGUGGAAGCAGUCUCUGAGCCCUUCACUUCUGUAGUCUCACACCUCCUCUUUUCUUUACGGACACAACGACAGGGAGAGCUGGAAACUGAAAGAGACGUGUGGUCAUUGCCAAGGGACUUGCACUGAAAUGAACUGUAUGAUAGCCUGGGCACAUUUGCCUGUUGCUGUGGAAUUGUGGCCUGGGUGCCAACAGUAUUUCUGAAGAAGUCUUCACAACCCACCCAAACAUGUUUUUCUGAGCUGUGUAACCUUUGUGAUCAAAUGGGCUGUUUGUGGCGCAGUAUUCCAACAUCGUUCAAUCUCAUAUUCAUAUGUGGCAGAUCGGCAACUUUGGCAGUCAUUUCAGAGAAGGGGUGAUAAUGUCCAAAGGUGUGGUGUUUCAUGUUUUAGGGACACUGGUAAAGUACCAACACCACAGUGCAAAUUGACAUAUGUAAGAAACGGCAUCAUAACUUGGGGAAAUUAGUUUGUUUCAGGCAACAGCUGUAUUCAUUAUGACAACGCCACAAAUCCACUAGAUUAAAGCAGUUGUGCUGCAUCCUCGACUGAAGAUCAUUUGAUUAUAUUUUUUAAAGCCAUAGGCCACACUUUUGCAACAAAUAUGGCAAAAAAGUUAACAGAAUAUAAAAGAUUGACUUGACAUUGAGACAUUAUAUUAAUUUAAUAAUUUAGUUGCAACAACGAAUAAGGGCAAUGAUAUGAUGUUAUUUAGGAAUUAUAUUGUAAAAUACAAAUAUCCUAUCACAGUUCUGGCAUUUGCAUGUCAGAUACAGAUUUUCCCGACUUCUGCAGAUGACAUACUGAUCAAAUUCAAAUUGUCAUGUUACGCUGUGGAGGCUGAAGCCUGUGCGCUGUUAUCUCAUAAAGAUUACUGGCAUACAAUUAGUGCAGAUGGCAAAAUGCCAGGAGUAAUCCAAUAGUCUGCCAUAAUUGUUUAGACAAUUGUCUCCACUGAUUGUUGUGCCACAGUAAUGGAGGUAUGUCAUCAUAAUUGCUGUUCAGUUUAUUACCACAGACAUAAGUCUGCUUGGUGGUGCACAUUUGCCUGUAUUCAUAACACAUAAUAUGCUAAAUGGCCAUUUCAAGUGUCAUCGUAAACUUGUAUUUUUGCCCCAUAUUGAAAUUAUUGUCUGGUUGUUGACUGAACACCACUGAAACGUGAUGACAAACUGAAAAGUGUUGUCGGAAUGCAUCAACCAAGAAAACAUGUUCAUCUCAGAAGGCCUGUGAACUUUCUCAAAUAUUUAUAUUAACCAUAUUAAUGUUUUGUACAAAUGAGACUUAUACUAAUUAAGUCUAAACACGUCAGUUUUAUUAUGGUUAAUGAUGUCUCUAUAAGUGCCAUAUUCUUGCUGUUCAUGGCUGCUGGUUGUUGACAGUGAUGUGUGUGAUGGUGCCGUGAAAGGCUUUGUUUUUUCCCUAUGUAAAUUACGUACAGAUGUUGCUGACUUGCUGGCAUAGUCAGGAAAUUCCCUCCAGUAACCCAUGACUUCAGCUUUAGCUUCUGAACUUUCUUCUUGAGCAGCUUAUGUCUUGCAUUUGAUCAUUAACAGCUAUUUUUCCUGUGUUCUUUUGAACUAAAGAGAGUUUAUGAUUUUAUGUUUUCUGUUAGGGUUGUCCAUACAGUUUCAGUUAUUUAUUUUUUUACGCUUUAAAGACUGUUAAAAAUGUUACAUGAAUAAAAGAUAAAUCAUA